Molecule: messenger RNA, 4161 nt
Organism: Dama dama (fallow deer)
Lineage: Eukaryota; Metazoa; Chordata; Mammalia; Artiodactyla; Cervidae
Gene: UEVLD
Product: UEV and lactate/malate dehyrogenase domains
Exons: 12
Coding region: 111-1526 (471 amino acids)
Biological process (GO): protein transport; protein modification process; endosome to lysosome transport
Cellular component (GO): ESCRT I complex
Molecular function (GO): oxidoreductase activity, acting on the CH-OH group of donors, NAD or NADP as acceptor; ubiquitin binding
Source: RefSeq, a predicted model, not a curated record
GUCUAGGACGGCUCGGGAACUUUGGUCCUCGGCAGCCUCCGUCCAGGGAAAGUGCGGAAGGAGAUCCCGGGCCUGGGGUCGCGGAACCGGCCUCGCGGUCCAGGCUGGAGAUGGAGUUCGACAACGAGGCUCUCAGGCGACUCCUUGGCAAGUACAAGUUCAGGGAUCUAACUGUGGAAGAACUGAAGAAUGUAAACAUGUUUUUCCCGCAUUUCAGAUAUUCCAUGGAUACCUAUGUUUUCAAAGAUAGUUCCCAGAAAGACCUACUGAAUUUUACUGGUACUAUUCCUGUGAUAUAUCAGGGUAAUACAUAUAACAUACCUAUUCGUUUGUGGAUUUUGGAUUCUCACCCUUUUGCUCCCCCCAUUUGCUUCUUAAAGCCAACUGCAAAUAUGGGAAUCUUAGUUGGAAAGCAUGUGGAUGCUCAAGGCAGAAUAUACUUGCCCUAUCUCCAAAACUGGAGCCAUCCUAAAUCUGUCAUUGUUGGAUUAAUUAAAGAAAUGAUUGCCAAAUUUCAAGAGGAACUUCCCCUGUAUUCUCUGUCAUCAUCUGACGAGGCACGGCAGGUAGACUUGCUAGCCUAUAUUGCAAAAAUUACUGAAGGUGUCUCAGAUAUAAAUUCAAAGAACUGGGCAAAUCGUGAGAAUAAAACAGUCAAUAAAAUUACCGUGGUUGGAGGUGGAGAAUUGGGAAUUGCCUGCACAUUAGCAAUUUCAGCCAAAGGCAUUGCAGACAAACUGGUCCUUUUAGACUUCUCAGAAGGGACCAAAGGAGGGAUGAUGGACCUUGACAUCUUCAACCUGCCUAAUGUGGAGAUCAGCAAAGAUUUGUCUGCCUCUGCUCAUUCCAAGGUGGUGAUCUUCACAGUCAACUCUCUGGGUAGUUCUCAGUCCUACCUCGAUGUGGUACAGAGCAAUGUGGACAUGUUCAGAGCCCUUGUCCCAGCUCUGGGACAUUAUAGUCAGCACGGUAUCCUGCUCGUUGCAUCUCAACCAGUGGAAAUCAUGACCUAUGUGACUUGGAAACUGAGUGCAUUUCCUGCAAACCGAGUGAUUGGAAUUGGGUGCAAUCUGGAUUCACAAAGAUUACAAUAUAUUAUUACAAAUGUCUUGAAGGCACAGACUUCAGGAAAAGAAGUAUGGGUUGUUGGUGAGCAGGGAGAAGACAAAGUGCCCAUAUGGAGUGACCAAGAGGAAGUAACAAAUCAUGACUCUCAGAUACAGCUGUCCAACAGGGCCAUGGAACUAUUAAGGGUAAAAGGUCAAAGAUCAUGGUCUGUUGGACUAUCAGUAGCUGACCUGCUUGACAGUAUUGUGAAUGAUAAAAAGAAAGUACAUUCUGUAUCAGUUUUAGCAAAGGGAUAUUAUGAUAUAAAUAGUGAAGUGUUUUUAAGUUUGCCUUGCAUCCUUGGAACGAGUGGAGUGUCUGAAGUCAUCAAGACCACAGUGAAAGAAGAAACAGCGACUGGGAAACUCCAGAGCAGUGCAUCCUCCAUCCAUGGUCUCCAGCAACAGUUAAAACUUUGAUUCUAAAGCUCAGAGUUACCUGAAAGGAAAGGUGGUUUAAUUUUACCAACACAUAUAUAGAGGGUGGAGAACUUCCGUAUCUUACUGUUUAUCCUUACAACCUGCUUGGUUAAGGUCAGUGGUUCUUGGUUGGCUUUUUAAUUUAAAUCCUUAGGUAGUUAGAUGAGAAGGAAAAAAAUCUAAUUUUCUCUGUUCUUGAAAUCAUCUGUACUGUUCUUUAAACCUAAGCAGAGAUAAACAUUCAUCUGCGAUAUACAUCAUUUAAAAAUUACGUAUCCUCAAUUAGCACAUUCAGCACUUUGGGAAUAUUUUAAAAAUCAUGACUUUUUACAAGAAAAUUACCCUUUAACAGUUACAGUAAACAUCAUAAGCUGAAGGCCCAGUGUGUGUUUCAAAAUCUGUGCUAGCUCUACGUCAAAGGAUCUAGUUUAUGCUGUUUACAAUUCUUCUUUAAAAUAAUGUUGGUAAAAAGCAUAACAACAAACAAUAAAGCAUUUUGUUUUCCCUCUUCAAAUUAAUUAGCUACCAAAAAAUGGAAAAGAACUAUACACAUACUUUUUUUUUCUUGUACACAUACUUUAAUAUAGUAAAAAGGAAAAUGAAAAUUUUACAUAUAUGAACAAGAAGUGUAGUUUAAUAUCCAGCAGGACUGUCCUUUCUGCAGUUUUCUAUCAUCUCUUCUGGGCUAUAUAAGAUUUCCAACAUCUCAAGAACACACCAUGCCAUAAGUAGAGCCAUAGAGACAUGCAUAUUUUUAUAUGGAAAUAGGUUAUGAAUGAAAGCCAAGCAUUUACUUUAAAGCUAAUAUAUGAGGCUUUUGUAAAGGCAUUGGUCUUACUGGGAAGAGGUUGAAUGGGCUGAUUUUUCUGAGCAUAUUCUUUAACUACUCCUGAAGAAAUGAUUCAUGGUGCAUCCUUUAACUACUCCUGAAGAAAUGAUUCAGGGUGCAUCUUUUAACUACUGAAGAAAUGAUUCAGGGUGCAUACACUUUGGUGGUGGGUAAAUAACAUCUUCACAUGUGAAAGACAGCAUAUUAGGAAUGUGACACAUAACUAAUAGCAGCAGCUGGCAUCAACACUUCCAAUAUUCCAGGCAGUGUGAAAAGCACUUUAUUGUUUUACUCCUCAGGAUUAUUUAUUAAUCCUCACAGUAACCCACUGGGGUAGGGACUAUUACCAUAAUCUUGUAGAGGAGGAAAUUGAGGUUUAAUGGCCAAAAUCUCAUGACUAAGGGACACUUAUCCAUACAACCUCUACUUUUUCUAAACUCUAGAAGAGGAAAAAAGCCUAAGAGUCAAAAUAGUUAAAACAAGACCCUAAAGCUGGGGUCUGUACUGUUACAUUCUUCAUGUAGGGGCUUUUUUUCUUCAACAUUAUUUUUUAGAAACACUGAUUCUUUGACUUCCCUUAGCAAAUAGCUUGGGAGGCGAGCUGUAUGCACUGUAGUAGGUGUUUAGUUAUUUAGUGAUUCAGAUAGUCUAGACUUGGAGCCUGCUAUGCACCGGGUGCCGUAUUAGGCACUGCAGAUACAAUGGUGAGCAAACCCUGGACUAGGUACAGGCCCCCACGGUGCUUAUAGUCUAGUACAGGGACAAAUCUCACAAAUAAAUGUACAGUUCCAAGUGUGGUACUGUAAUAUGAAGAUGUCCCAGGUGCUUUGAAAGCAUAUUAUAGGUGAACCUAAACCUGGUCAGUGAGAUGGAAGCCAAUGGAUUAUAAGAGCAGACACAUUUUAGGCAGAGAGGAAGUAGUUAAACUAAUGCUGAUUUAGCAUAAUAAUGGAUGCUUAUAAUGAUGAGCUUAAAUCAGAAAGGGAAGGUGAAAUUUAUUCAAUGUUCCAUGUUUAAGAAAAAAGAAAAGUAUUUAAUAUGCUUGGGAAGGUGUAAAAACAUUGGACAUUUGAAGAAAUGAGCAUUAGUUCUGUGUAAUUUCACUACAUGAAUAGGUUAUUUUGGUGUUAACUGUAACAGUGUAUCCUCACUGUCCUUUUGUAUGAAAUAGGAAAGUAAAACUAAAAGGACCAUUGCUUGUGUUUUUAUACUAGCCUUUUCUAAUACCAGAUACCUAAUUAUGCUCUUGAACAAUAACCUGAUUACAAUAUACUAUAUAAAUAGAGGAAUUGCUAAGAAUUAACUGCAUUGUAAAAGAAACAUGUCUGUACAAUAUUUACUGACUGUACUGUUACUCCAAGCACUGUGUUAGAAUGAGUAGUCAAAGGUGAAUAAUAAAAAAUUGGGGGUGGGGUGGGGGAGGGAAUAAAAAAGCAAAAAGAAAAAAAGAUGAAUAGUUAUAGUUCUUGCCCUGCAGAAACCCACAAUACAGAAGUAAUUCUUGCACAUAUUUUCUUGAGUGUUGAGUAUUAUGAAUCACAAAUAAGUUAAGUAGUACCACCACCAUCUCAGUGUGAAUUGGUGAUAAUUUGACAUUCAUGAUGUUUCUGUUAACCUUCAUUUUUUUUUCAUCUUUCCAAAAUCAUGCAUUCCCUCUACUUGUUAUGGUUUUUAAUGGGGCUUGGAUUAAAAUACUUCUUUGAUAUUGUAACACAUAAAUAUUUUAUUUUCCAACUUACAUUGUAUCAAAUAAUUAUUAUUAAAUAUCAAGAAUAAUGAAUAAAAUAAAUUUUGACUUGAAAAUUA